Molecule: messenger RNA, 297 nt
Organism: Coccomyxa subellipsoidea C-169
Lineage: Eukaryota; Viridiplantae; Chlorophyta; Trebouxiophyceae; Coccomyxaceae
Exons: 2
Coding region: 1-297 (98 amino acids)
Biological process (GO): protein folding
Cellular component (GO): prefoldin complex; cytoplasm
Molecular function (GO): protein folding chaperone
Source: RefSeq, a predicted model, not a curated record
AUGGCAGUCCUGGCCAACAAUGGGAGGCGAGCAGCGCUCACAGUUGAACAGCUGGGCACAGUGCCUCACACAGCCAGGACAUACAGGACGGUUGGAAGAGCGUACUUCCUUGCGCCUCGAGCGGAGAUCGUGGACAACCUGAAUGAGAAGCAGGUCUCCUACAGCAAUGAGCUGGAUAGGCUGACAAAGAGCAAAGCUGCGCUGGAGAAGGGGCUCAAGGGAGUAGAGGGGGAACUGCGUGAGCUGCUUCAGUCUAGCCCAGCUCUGGCCCAGCAAUUGAUGUCCCGCAGCAGCUGA